UAAUCUGACAUACCCUUUUUUUGCUGCCAAGAUUUCAACUUUGUUGUUGUGUAUGAUGGGGAAGAGGCAAAGAUUUUCUCGUACAGAAAAAGGCGCCAAGUCUCAAGGAAGCAACGAUGACCAGUAUACUUUCUUCUCGGUGGAGAUACUUGUGGACCUUCAUACCUAAGCUAGAUUUCAACGGCAAAGAAUUGUUAGUGAAGGUGGAAUUGUCGAAAGAAAAAAGAAUGAGUGAAAUUAUUCAAGAAGAAAAGAUUGGCGUAUGUCGAAUGGGUCAAUCACGUUCUAGCAUUACAUAAGUACAACUCCAACGUCGAGGAAUUCAAGUUGUUCUUUCCUUUAGACAAAGUUCACAAAAAAUCCAUCGGAAAAUGGAUUCAGUACGCUUUAGCUGGGAAGGUUCAAAGACUUGAGUUGAACUUUGCGAAUACAAUUUGCUUGAGGAGGGGGUACGAUCAAUAUUACACUUUCCCAUACCAACUUCUGCGUAGUGACAAACGGGAUUGUUCGUGGGAUACGAGGCAAUGCAAUUCAAUCGAUUUCAAGUGCCUCAAAAGUAUAUUAAUGAAAUGUGUGAAUGUGAGCGGUGAAGCAUUGGAGUUCUUCUUAUGCAAUUGUCCUCUCCUCGAAAAUUUAUCUGUUUCUCAGUCUAGACAACUCACGAGCCUGCGUAUUUCUGGCUCUUCUUCUCCUUCAUUCAAACGCUUGGGCAUAAGCUACUGUCACAACUUGGCGUCGAUCGGUUGAGAUUCGUGAUUCGAAUCUUGUUUAUUUGAAGUACAAAGGGCGGGCGAUAAACUUUAUUCUUGAGGAUGUUCCUCAGCUUGUCGAAGUGUUUGUCGGAGGAAUGAUUACCCGGCAUAUGGAAGAUAUCCUUUUGCUCCUCUCUAGACAUCUUCCGCUUUUGGAGAUAUUCAAAAUCGACUUUAUGAACCCGAAGUUUUCUUGGGAAGAAACAGAAAAGUUGUGUUCAGCUGUGACGAUGAGCAAUCUUAAGCAAUUGGUUGUAAAAGUUGAUGCAUAUAAAGACUAUUCUCUCCUACCGCUAACUGAUUUGAUACGUGCAUCACCUUGCUUGCAAAGAUUUGUAGUUAAGGCAGAUUGGUCUGAACCUAAGUUUAUCAAGAAGAAGGUCAAAAAGAUUACGAAAAGUUAUAAAUAUGUUCACCUAAAGGAGAUAGAGUUUGCAGGAUACUAUGGUCGUAUAAGCGAUCUUGAAUUAAUUAUUCAUUUAUUGGAGAAUUGUGUUUCGCUCGAGAAAAUUACAGUUGACCCGCGAGAUGUUCAUUUUCCCGGUUUAUUGUAUAAGGAAGAGGUCGAGGCGGAGGAAAAAGAAGUACGCGCUCGUGUUGUGAAUCAACUCAGAAACAAAGUUGCUCCUCCAGUAAUUCUCACCAUCAUUUAGUUCAAUUUUUGUUAUUGGUUUUUUAAUUUGUAUACUUAUUCAGUUAAUGAUUUUUAAACAUAAACUAUUUUGUUUUACUGUUGAAUUGCUUGCAAUGCCCUCAUUUGGCUGGCAAUGCUAUGAUUAAUUAAAAUAUUAAAUAAAUUUUAGUUUUA
Messenger RNA from Erythranthe guttata (spotted monkey flower), 1560 nucleotides. The record is from RefSeq and is a predicted model, not a curated record. Lineage: Eukaryota; Viridiplantae; Streptophyta; Magnoliopsida; Lamiales; Phrymaceae.